GUCCCCCCCAUCCCCACCCCCACCCCCACUUGGAUUCAGCGGCGGCAUGAGGAUGGGCGAGCGCGACUCCGCAGCCAUCGCGGAAGAGGAGGAGGAGGAGGCUGGAGACCUGGAACCUUUCUUCUACGACGAGGCGGCAGCGGUGGCCGAGGCGGCGGCGGCGGCGGAGAGGCGGAGGCUGCAGGAGGAAGAGGAGGCGCGUGAGAAGGAGGCGCGUGCCGGGAGGCUGGCGGCACACAAUGCCGUCAUGGAACUGAUAACCGAGACCGAUCCGGAGACGAACAUCGUCUUCUACAACCGCUACCACGAGGAGGACUUCUCCCAAUUCGACAUCGACGAGGUGUCUCCUCUUCCUCCCAUGCGCUUCACGGCCACCGAUUACAGGCCCGGCGAGGCCAAGAUGUACACCACCAACAUGGUCAACGUGCUCGCCGUCCGCAUCGUUCCCGACGACGGUGAUGCUGUCCCCUUCCCCAUCGCCGUCUACGGCUCCCUUAUCGUCAGGGACGAUCUCGAUCGCAAGUGCCUUCCUCUCUUCCGCCGCUCCAGGGAUGAUCCUCAGCUCAUCGCCUCAAAGGAUGAUUCGUUGAUAUUGACUGGCCCUCAGCGAGGACUUGUUCUAGAAGAUGCCUUAUAUUUUGAGUUCGAUCUCAAGCUCAAGGGUGAUCAAGUUGGCGGGGAGGACAGACAGCUUAGUAAAGGACUAUUGUGGUUCAAUGGCGUAUACAUUGAAACAAACUUACUGCUUGAACAAAAGUUGUUGACUGCGGUCCGAGGUGUCACUCUUGAUAGGUGCAGGAGGCUCAACAGGCUCUAUCCCGUGCAGGUCAUGUAUGCAUUUGUUAGUGAUGCGGUGGAGGCCACUGUUUCUGUUCAGGUUCUGCAGGGACAUUUCUUCUAUGGAAAGAUCACAGCUUGCACCAGCAGGGUCAAAGACAGCAUUUUGCUUUAUGAUAGCAGCUUAGUGGCAGGUGGAGCUGCGAUGGCUGCUCAUCAGGGCAAUGAUCACUUUGCUAGUGUUCGACUGUUGCGCCCGGUGAUGGCUGUCUGUUUGCAUGAGAUGCUGAUAAUAUCUAUUCUCGCUCAAGUUGAUGUAACUAAAUACACCAGACGAACCAUUCAUUUCAAACCAGCUGUUAAUGGUGGACAUGAAACUCAGAUUACUUGUGGUGUCAACAGUUUGCUCGUGAAGGUUAAUUGGUCGUUGAUGUACCCAGCCGGCAAAUAAAGCCAGAUUGUUUUAUCAUCUCUGUAGCCUUUACUCUUGCUUAAUUAUGUAUUGAAAUGGCAAUCGAUGUAUCAACUAGCUCUUGGUUAUCUGCUUCGUGCUGUAGUGUGGAACAAGUGUAAUCAUAUUCUGAGCUUGCUAUGACAAGCACCAAUAAACUAUAUGUCGCACCCGGAGUUUUAUCCUAA
Molecule: messenger RNA, 1416 nt
Organism: Oryza brachyantha (malo sina)
Lineage: Eukaryota; Viridiplantae; Streptophyta; Magnoliopsida; Poales; Poaceae
Exons: 2
Coding region: 47-1228 (393 amino acids)
Source: RefSeq, a predicted model, not a curated record